AAGAUGUUUGAAGAAAUUGCCCCCACUUGAUGGCCUCCAUACUUAUUCCGGGGAAGGAACAGUUUUUAGUGUCUUUGUUUAAUGGUCAAUCAGAUUAAACAAGAAUCUGGAGGAACAGAGGCAGGUAUCAGAGGCUCAGAAGAUGAGCUGACAUGUACUAUAUGCUUGGACCAAGUUAAGAGGGGGGAGCUUGUUCGUAGCUUACCAUGCUUGCAUCAGUUUCAUGCUAACUGCAUUGAUCCUUGGCUCCAGCAACAAGGGACAUGUCCUGUGUGCAAAUUAAGGAUAGGGUCGGGAAGUGGGGGAACCAGGGAGAACGAAUCCGAUGGUUCAGAUAUUGCGUAAUCUGAUGGUUUAGAUAUGGCUGUAAAAUGCAUAAUGUGAUGUCUUGAAGUGUAUCUUCAUGGAAACAAGUAUAUAUAUAUAUAUAU
Molecule: messenger RNA, 431 nt
Organism: Vigna umbellata (rice bean)
Lineage: Eukaryota; Viridiplantae; Streptophyta; Magnoliopsida; Fabales; Fabaceae
Source: RefSeq, a predicted model, not a curated record